Pipistrellus nathusii (Nathusius's pipistrelle) is the source of this 1332-nucleotide messenger RNA. The record is from the annotation of a GenBank genome assembly. NCBI's taxonomy places the organism in Eukaryota, Metazoa, Chordata, Mammalia, Chiroptera, Vespertilionidae.
AUGCAGCCGCUGCCAAGUCUGUGCGGACACGCCCUGGUGGCCCUGAUCCUGGUCAGCGGCGUGGCGGGAGUGCAGGGACAAGAGAAGGGACUCCCACCGACCACUCCGCCGCCGCUUCUGGGGGCCCGAGAGAUCGUGAUAGCCCCUACUAAGACCUCCAGGACAUCAGGGUCCAACGCCAGCUUGCCGUGGUCAUCCGCACCUCCGCAGAUGCCCAAAGCAGGGAAGCAGCCGGCUGGAGCCCCGCCUCGCGCCCAUCCCCCUCCCCCGUGCACAGGAUCCAUUGAGAUCAAAGAGACUUUCAAGUAUAUCAACACGGUGGUGUCCUGCCUGGUGUUCGUGCUGGGCAUCAUCGGGAACUCCACGCUGCUGAGAAUUAUCUACAAGAACAAGUGCAUGAGAAACGGCCCUAAUAUCUUGAUAGCCAGCCUGGCUCUGGGAGACCUGCUGCACAUCAUCAUUGACAUCCCCAUCAAUGUCUACAAGCUACUCGCAAGGGGCUGGCCCUUCGGAGUUGAGGUGUGCAAGCUGGUGCCUUUCAUACAGAAGGCCUCCGUGGGGAUCACUGUGCUGAGUCUGUGUGCUCUGAGCAUUGACAGAUAUCGAGCCGUUGCAUCUUGGAGUCGAAUUAAAGGAAUUGGGGUUCCAAAAUGGACAGCAGUAGAAAUUGUUUUAAUUUGGGUGGUCUCUGUAGUUCUGGCUAUCCCUGAAGCUGUGGGUUUUGAUAUGAUUUCCACUGACUACAAAGGAAGUCCUCUGCGAGUCUGCAUGCUUCAUCCCGUUCAGAAAACAGCCUUCAUGCAGUUUUACCAGACAGCUAAAGAUUGGUGGCUAUUUAGUUUCUAUUUCUGCUUGCCAUUGGCCAUCACUGCACUUUUUUAUACCCUGAUGACGUGUGAAAUGUUGAGAAAGAAGAGUGGCAUGCAAAUUGCUUUGAACGAUCACUUAAAGCAGAGACGGGAAGUGGCCAAAACAGUAUUUUGCCUGGUCCUUGUCUUUGCCCUGUGUUGGCUUCCCCUUCACCUCAGCAGGAUUUUGAAGCUCACUCUUUAUGAUCCGAAUGAUCCCAAUAGAUGUGAACUUUUAAGCUUUUUGUUGGUAUUGGACUACAUCGGCAUCAACACAGCCUCCCUGAAUUCCUGCAUUAAUCCAAUAGCUCUGUAUUUGGUGAGCAAAAGAUUCAAAAACUGCUUUAAGUCAUGCUUAUGUUGCUGGUGCCAGUCAUUUGAAGAAAAGCAGUCUCUGGAAGAAAAGCAGUCGUGCUUAAAAUCCAAAGCCAAUGACCACGGAUAUGACAACUUCCGUUCCAGUAAUAAAUACAGCUCAUCUUGA